UUCUAAAAAAACAACAACAUACCUAGUGUACUCUCACAAAGUGGGGUCUGGGAAGGGUAAAGUGUACGCAGUCCAUACCACUACAUCAGAAGAAGUAGAAGAAGUAGAGAGGCUGUUUCCAAUAGACCCCUGGCUCUUAUUUCCUUUUACAACAUUGACUUAAUUCCUCCGGAACCGUAUGUUUUGCAGCACUAGGUUUAUGAUUUCACUUGUGAGGAUUUCAAUUAGAAGAGCUGCAAACACUUUGAAGCAUCUAUUAUCCUCAGUGAUCAUUUUUCUGAUUAUUGUUGCAUAUUCAGUCUGGUCCGUAGUAGUAGAGAAUGACACCCGCAACGUAUUGUCCUACUCACGAUAGGACGCUUCCACCACCAAAUCAAGUCAUUUGUUCAGAAGCCAAAAAUAUACUUCUGAGACACCUAGAGCAGCGUGCUGAAGAGAAGUUGAGACCAAAGCGAGCUGCGGCUGAAAAUCUAGCACCAGAGCAUGGAUCGAAGCAUCAUAGGGUAUCCACUUGAGACGCUUCUCUUUACGUGCUACUGUGGGGUCGGGGAAGAACAUGAGGUAAUGCAAAUUGUGGUGGUUGCGAACGGGACGAUACACAACUUUGUUUUAGAAGAUUAACUAACUUAUAAAUAGGUUAAAUCUUCUGGUUUUGCUGCAUAUUUCUGUAAAUAUUUGUUGUAAUGAUGCAGAUGCAUGUUGUAAAACUCUGAAAGAGAUUGUUUGCAAAUUGUCAUUUAGCAAAUGAGAUGUGCACAUAAUGAAAAUGUUAUGUUGGUUGA
This is a messenger RNA of Capsicum annuum, 782 nucleotides long. Its product is annotated as DET1- and DDB1-associated protein 1. The transcript has 4 exons. Gene Ontology annotation, cellular component: Cul4-RING E3 ubiquitin ligase complex. The record is from RefSeq and is a predicted model, not a curated record. NCBI's taxonomy places the organism in Eukaryota, Viridiplantae, Streptophyta, Magnoliopsida, Solanales, Solanaceae. Gene Ontology annotation, biological process: positive regulation of proteasomal ubiquitin-dependent protein catabolic process. Bases 321 to 515 code for a protein of 64 amino acids.